AUGAGUUCGGGACCUAAAACCCUGAAAAGAAAGCCUGAUGAAUCUGUUAGUGAUCAGGUCCCAGUUAAAGUAAUUGAAAAAUCAAGUGAGGGUUCUCGACGUCCUGCGAUUAUAAGUCCUAUCAAAUUAAAUGUACCCACACAGGAUUUUACACCUGAAAUCCCUAAAAAGGUAGACAGCAAGGUCCGUGAAGUCUUCAACUCAGAUGAGGAAAGUGAGGAAGAGGAAAUUCCAACGGAAGCCAGAAUACGAAUGCGAAAUUUAGGAAGAUUAUAUGCUCUGGAAUUUAUUCGCUUUAAACCUCAAAAAUUUCGAGUAGUUUCUCAAUAUUGAUCAGUGCUAAACAAAAUGCAACAACAAUGAUAGUCAGAAACUAUCUGUUCAUAUUUAUCGUUGGCUCCUGCCUAGAAAUAAGGAACUGCGUCGAUACAGAUUUUUAAUUUGAAUAUUCAAUUGUCCCAGUUUAUAAGAAUAAAUUAUUAACCCGUGAUAAAUGUUUCCUUUCACCCAAAUUUUCGCCUGUAAAGUAGUCAUUGUUGUAAUUUUGUGAAACUAGGUUGGAACUCUUGAAGGAUAAAGCGAAAACCAGACUAAUACUAAAGCAGAUAAUUAAGUAAUCUGACUCACUGGUUACUCUUGUUUUAUGGUCGAUCAAGUCAGUUGCCCAAUAGUUACGGAAAAUAAUAGAAAACAAUCAUCGGGCUUCAAACUUAAUGGUCACAAAAACAUACAGCUAGGAUUUUAAUUCAGCUCACAACAAACAAUAGUUCUCUUUGAACACAGUACAUACACAUUUAAGCAAGCUUUUCUGGUUAAAAAUUCAAGCUGUUCAUGACAUACCUAAGUAAUACUCAGUAAAAUAAGAAAGUUCAGACAACUUUAAACGAGAGUUGCCAACAUUUAAGAGUAUUUUUAUACACAUAGUUCCCUUUCUUAUUUUGAAAUGAGUAUGAACAAAGAUUGUAGCCGAAUAACACAAAUUCAUUUUAUUUCGUCGGUUCUCAUUAGCUGCUUACAACCUGUGAUAUUUGAAAGUCAUAAUUACAAAAUGGGCUUAAAUUACUUACGUGAGAGAUUUUGUUUGGAAGUUAUUUUGAAGAUACAUCAGUUAUAGUGUAGGAAGUGUGUGAAUAAAUUUAAUAGACUGAAUAUCGGAAAUAUAUACCUUAUGUAAAAGAAACUUCUACAAUAUUGAUUGUGACAACAGUUCAAAAGGCCAGAAACAAGCGAUUACACAAUGAGUAAACGCUGAUGGGAAUAAAACGAGUAAAGCUACGUUAAUAAGAUUAAUCUGGAAGUUAGUUGAAAUAGAAAACCAAAUAAUGUAAUGAAUGCAAGGAAGAGUUUUAAAAGAGUUUAAGAUGCAACAAAGGAAUAUUUGCCACCAAGACAAUGAGAGAUUAGCAACCAUCAACUUUUGAACACAUAAAUCAGGCUAUUGACGCCUGAUAGCAACGGCUUCAGCAAACGUCAAAAGACUGGUGUUUGGCUGAUUUAUGAUUAAGGUUAGGAAUUGUAUUUAAGGUUUUCGUCACGAACUGACAUCAGCUAUAAUGCCAAAACUCUUUUUUCCGAAUGGGUGAGUAGAUUUCGCACCAAAAUCCGAGACCUGUUAUCUUACGCCUGAUAGGCUUGUUCAUAUAAUAUAGUCCCGCCGCCAGUUUUAAUUUCAUUGUUCAAGUUUCUUAAUUUAUCUAGAUUCAUUGAAAUGUUUCAACCAAUUUGAA
Messenger RNA from Schistosoma curassoni, 1727 nucleotides. NCBI's taxonomy places the organism in Eukaryota, Metazoa, Platyhelminthes, Trematoda, Strigeidida, Schistosomatidae. The record is from the annotation of a GenBank genome assembly.